Messenger RNA from Penicillium bovifimosum, 2082 nucleotides. RefSeq lists its product as uncharacterized. The transcript has a single exon. NCBI's taxonomy places the organism in Eukaryota, Fungi, Ascomycota, Eurotiomycetes, Eurotiales, Aspergillaceae. The record is from RefSeq and is a predicted model, not a curated record. Bases 1 to 2082 code for a protein of 693 amino acids.
AUGUCUGGUCAUAUGUCAUCAGAGCACUCUCGCUCUAAUUCACGAUCCUCCCGAACCCCGAGAACCUCCCAGGGGGAGUCGACACCUCGCCACUCCUUCGGUCGCACGUUUUCCAAUCCCAAUGUCUUCGCCGACGAAUACGCAUUAGAACCGAUUGACUCGGACCACAUCGAACGCCCACACAGUCCCUCCUCUAUCAUAUCCUCCGCUACUCUUCGUGAAAACACACAAUCAAAGACUGUCAGCACGGCCACAACCGAGAACGAGAAUCCUUUCGGGGAUGAUGCUCGGGUGUCCUUGGAUGAACCUCACCGGUCAAGUCUGCCCCAGAAGGGGUACGGGUUUGCCAAUAACCACAACCCCACCUCCUCUCUCAGCUCGACUCCGUCUUUGAUUCAGCGGAAUCAAAGCGUCUCUUCUCGUUUCUCGAUUCCCCGCGCUCUCAGCCCCUACACCGGGGCUACCGGACCCAGCCAUCCAUACGGUAUGUAUCCCCAGGUGGGUGUCAGCCGGUCGCCUAGUGUCGGUAGUAUCUCGACAAUACGCCCAGUCGAACGUCCGCUCGAAGACUCGACUGGUCCACAGCACCCUUACGCGAUGUACUCGCAGAACGUGGUCGAAGAUGGAAUGGAUGACGAAAUCAUCCCCGUCGGAUUUCCAGGCCAUAACCAACCAUAUCAGCCGUCCGCUGGUCGCCCGGCUGAUGAUGUGGGCGAUAUUAUUGGACCGGAUGGUCACGCAGAGCCCCUACCGCCUUAUUCACGCUAUCCAGCUGGAGUCAUCCCGAAGCCUCCAACGCCGGAGAUCAUGGCUGACCUCAAUACCGCACCGGAGGAACAACGUCUCAACAACGAAAGUCCAAGGCCACCGCCGAUUUCAGAAACCUCCUCAAGGGCUUUGGUGCCUGAACAAUCGGCCGAGGAAAAUAAUGAGGGAAACAGAGAGGAACGUGCCGUUGCGACUACCGGCAUCAUGGCCUUUGAAGAGAAGCUCAAACGCAAGGGGAAAAAGACGGCAUGCUGUGGCCUUCCGGUGUGGACCUUGGUUCUCAUUGGAACGGUGAUGUUGAUCGGUGGAUGUAUUGGAGGUGUCAUUGGUGGUGUCUUGGGAACCAAGAAAGCCGCAGAGGCCUCCAAAGCAGAUGAAGAAGAGGCUCAGAAGUCUCGCACCCCACCGAUUGUGACGGUCACCUCGGCUCCACAGAUGGACGCGUCCCUGAUCCCCACCCCUACAAACCUCAAGACCAUUCCUACCGGCCACUACAUGGUUCCUGCUGGUUAUCAGAAUGGGUCGGGACUUUGCGUGGACGAGUCAAAUUACGGAAAAGCCUGGAAGUGUAUGCAAGCGCCGGGUGAAUUGGACGUCUAUGUCGGCGAGACGAAAGGUCACCAUUCGAUCGUUUUCGACUACGGAGCCCCCACCACGACCUUCACAUAUGGUGCCCAGGCACCAUAUUGGCCUGCCGAACCCACGCAAGCAUUGCGGAUGGCCAUUGAUACCACCGAUGCGGACCUGGGCCCUGCUUUGUUCUUCCUCGCUCCUUUCGACAAACUGGUCAUUGUUCCCGAAGACACCUUCUCUAGUUCUCUUUCCCGUCGGUCCUAUGUCGACGACGGGUGGUCGCAGGCUGAUGCGUACAAGAGCGCCACGCAGAGUGUAGAAGUCGGCGACAAGCCGUGGUUCUGUUGGUGGAAUAACACGAUGAUGGAGUUCUUCAUGUACGUCAAUCAAUCGACGUCUUAUUCCGUGGGCAGCACAGCCUCGGUCAACAGCGACAUGGCAUCCGGCACGGCUGGUGUACAUGUCGACAAGCGCGUCGACUCCUCGGUCGACGAUUACCCCCGGCGCAUCAAAAUCGAGGAACGGCGAGACGACCCUACACGUUUGUCUCCAUAUUGCCAGCAGAUGCAAAUCCGCAAGAAUGGCGGGCUGGCGCUUCUCUCGGGCCAGAUCAUCAACAUCGAGGAGAAUGAGCCCACACCCACUACGACCUCGACGGGCUAUGUGGGUGGCAGUCCCCAGACGUACACUGCGCAGGCAUCCUACGCCAGCCCGUGCUACUGUGUGUCUCUGACUGACUAG